This is a messenger RNA of Pseudophryne corroboree (corroboree frog), 1396 nucleotides long. RefSeq names its product actin alpha cardiac muscle 1 (gene ACTC1). Gene Ontology annotation, cellular component: actin filament; sarcomere. Gene Ontology annotation, molecular function: myosin binding. The record is from RefSeq and is a predicted model, not a curated record. The coding region runs from base 121 to 1254 and encodes 377 amino acids. The transcript is spliced from 7 exons. NCBI's taxonomy places the organism in Eukaryota, Metazoa, Chordata, Amphibia, Anura, Myobatrachidae. Gene Ontology annotation, biological process: actin-myosin filament sliding; heart contraction; actin filament organization.
CCACUGACACUACAUCUUCAGGCAGGGUAUAAAUUGACAGCUCAGUACCCAAGGCAGCACCCAGCCAAUUUCAAUCACAGCAGCCAGCUCUCUUGUGCUGUCCAGACUUAACCUGCCAACAUGUGUGACGAUGAGGAGACUACCGCCUUGGUGUGCGACAACGGCUCAGGGCUGGUGAAGGCUGGGUUUGCCGGGGAUGACGCCCCCCGUGCUGUGUUCCCCUCAAUCGUCGGUCGCCCCCGUCAUCAGGGAGUCAUGGUUGGUAUGGGUCAGAAGGACUCCUAUGUAGGUGAUGAAGCUCAGAGCAAGAGAGGUAUCUUGACACUCAAAUACCCAAUUGAGCACGGUAUCAUCACCAACUGGGAUGACAUGGAAAAGAUCUGGCAUCACACCUUCUACAAUGAGCUCCGUGUAGCCCCUGAGGAGCACCCCACCCUGCUCACUGAGGCCCCACUGAACCCCAAGGCUAACCGUGAGAAGAUGACACAAAUCAUGUUUGAGACCUUCAACGUCCCAGCCAUGUAUGUCGCCAUCCAGGCUGUGCUGUCCCUGUACGCUUCUGGCCGUACCACAGGUAUUGUUCUGGACUCCGGUGAUGGUGUCACACACAAUGUCCCCAUCUACGAAGGUUAUGCUCUCCCCCAUGCAAUCAUGCGUCUGGACCUGGCUGGCAGAGACCUCACCGAUUACCUCAUGAAGAUCCUGACUGAACGUGGCUACUCUUUCGUGACCACAGCUGAACGUGAAAUUGUCCGCGACAUCAAGGAGAAGCUGUGCUAUGUGGCUCUGGACUUUGAGAAUGAGAUGGCCACCGCUGCUUCCUCAUCUUCCCUGGAAAAGAGCUAUGAAUUGCCCGACGGCCAGGUCAUCACUAUUGGAAAUGAACGUUUCCGUUGCCCUGAGACCCUGUUCCAGCCUUCCUUCAUUGGUAUGGAGUCUGCUGGUAUUCAUGAAACUACAUACAACAGCAUCAUGAAGUGCGACAUUGACAUCCGCAAGGACUUGUACGCCAACAACGUCCUGUCUGGUGGUACCACCAUGUACCCAGGUAUUGCUGACCGUAUGCAGAAAGAAAUCACUGCCCUGGCUCCCAGCACCAUGAAGAUCAAGAUCAUUGCCCCACCUGAGCGUAAGUACUCUGUAUGGAUUGGUGGCUCCAUCCUGGCCUCCCUGUCCACCUUCCAACAGAUGUGGAUCAGCAAGCAGGAGUAUGAUGAGGCAGGUCCCUCCAUUGUGCACAGGAAGUGCUUCUAAAAAGGUUCACAUUUUUCUCCAUCAACAUUUACACCGUACCUCCGACUCAAGACAUCAAGACAUUGGCAGUCACUGUACAGUUUGUUUACACUCCAUCAUAUUUAUUACUUUAUAAAUAAAACAAUUGCCGUUAUUAAGUCAA